Messenger RNA from Truncatella angustata, 1434 nucleotides. RefSeq names its product major facilitator superfamily domain-containing protein. Lineage: Eukaryota; Fungi; Ascomycota; Sordariomycetes; Amphisphaeriales; Sporocadaceae. The record is from RefSeq and is a predicted model, not a curated record. Gene Ontology annotation, molecular function: transmembrane transporter activity. The transcript has 2 exons. Bases 1 to 1434 code for a protein of 477 amino acids. Gene Ontology annotation, biological process: transmembrane transport.
AUGUACAAGGGAUUCAGGAUUGGCAAGAAGGAGUUUUGGUAUGCAUCGCCCAAGGUCCAGCUCUUCAUGGUCGCCAUGGUGUGCUUCCUCUGUCCCGGAAUGUACAAUGCGCUUGGCGGUUUGGGCGGCUCCGGGCUGAGCGACACCACGGCGCAAACCAACGCCUCAACAGCCCUGUAUUCUGUCUUCGCCGUUGUCGGUUUCUUUUCCGGCACAUUCGCCAACAAACUCGGUCUUAGGCUGACGCUGGCGCUGGGUGGUCUGGGAUACUCCGUCUACGCUGCCAGUAUCCUUUGCUUUAAGCACACCCAGAACAUGGGGUUCGUCAUCUUCGCCGGAAGCUUUCUCGGUCUUUGUGCCGGUCUGUUGUGGUGUGGUCAAGGCGCAAUCAUGAUGGCCUACCCACCUGAGCGCUCCAAGGGCCGUUACAUUUCAUGGUUCUGGAUCAUCUUCAAUCUUGGCGCUGUCAUUGGCGCCUUGAUCCCGCUCGGUCAGAACAUCAACAACACAGGCGGUGAUGCCACCGACGGCACCUUCGUUGGCUUCAUUGUGCUCAUGGUCAUUGGUGCCAUCCUUGCCCUCUUCCUUUGCAACGCCGACAAGGUGCAACGUGAAGACGGCUCCCACGUUAUCCUGAUGAAGAGCCCUUCCUGGCGCUCCGAGUUCAUCGGCUUAUUCGAGACCAUCACCACGGAUCCUAUGAUCGUUCUUCUGUUCCCCAUGUUCUUUGCUUCCAACAUCUUCUAUACGUAUCAGCAGAACGGCAUGAACGGCGCACACUUCAACGCUCGUGGCAAGUCACUCAACAAUCUUUUGUACUGGCUCGCGCAGAUCUUUGGUGCUGUUAUCUUCGGCUAUGCCCUCGACUACGCCAAGCUACGCCGUUCCGUGCGUGCCAAAGCAUCAUUGGUGGUUCUUUUCGCACUGACCUUCGUUAUCUGGGGAGGCGGCUACGCCUGGCAGAUUCAACAGGUCGAUCGGGCCGUCACCGAAGACGAGGAAUGGAAAAAGACCAAUACUUGGGACUGGGAGAAUGGUGGUGGCAGGCUCUUUGUUGGGCCCAUGUUCCUGUACAUGUUCUACGGAUUCUAUGAUGCCGCUUGGCAGACGUGCAUCUACUGGUACAUGGGCUCGCUUUCGAAUUCCGGUCGUAGACUGUCCAACUUGGCAGGUUUUUACAAGGGUAUUCAGAGUGCUGGUGCUGCCAUCUUCUGGCGUUUGGAUAAUCUGGGUACUGAGUAUAUGACGGAGUUCGCUGCUACGUGGGGCGUUUGUGCCGCUGCUCUCUUAAUUGCAGCACCCAUCAUUUUCCUUAGAAUUACUGAUACCGUCUCUAUCGAGGACGACCUGAAAUUCAGCGACGAGACCGUUGAAGAUGUCGCACCACAGGCUGUCCUGGAAGAAAGAGGUUUUGGGAAGGAAACAGAAGUUUAG